This is a messenger RNA of Phymastichus coffea, 3513 nucleotides long. RefSeq names its product golgin subfamily A member 1. The transcript has 8 exons. NCBI's taxonomy places the organism in Eukaryota, Metazoa, Arthropoda, Insecta, Hymenoptera, Eulophidae. The record is from RefSeq and is a predicted model, not a curated record. Bases 493 to 2652 code for a protein of 719 amino acids. Gene Ontology annotation, cellular component: Golgi apparatus.
GCGAAAUUUUUCCUUUCUUGUUAACCCGCGUGUGUGCUAGUAAAUCGACCAACGACGUGUGUGGUAUAUGGUAGAUGGACCUUGUCGACUGCAGGCGACAGCAACGACGCUACAUACAUAUGUACUUUAUGCACGUACACAUGUGCAAAGGCGCCGCGAGUCAGUUUCACAUGCACGUUGACGCUAUGUACCUCGGUGAAAAAACACAUACACACAAUAUGUAAGAUUAGUGCAGAAAGCAGCGGCCUUAUCCCGUCGAUGACGAUAAGCGGCAACGUUGUGGCUGAUUGACACAUUGUAAUGGUUGUUACUCGAUGUUCAAGCAAACGUUUUUUCAGUGGCUUAAAGGGCGCAACUGCUUAGUUCCUCCCGUGAGUCUGUCUGUUUUCUGUCUCUGUCUAGGACAGGUGUGUGUGACGUUGACAGGUGGUUGAAUGCAGUCGACACUCCCUUUAUCCUCUCCACCCAAAAAAUAAGUUAUCUAUUUGCAUCAUGUUUGCUAAUUUGAAGAAUAAAAUCAAAGAAGAAAUUGGCAGUGACGUGUCCACUGUUGUCAGAAAUGCUGGGACUGUUCGUACACUCAAUAACAGACAUUUCUCUAAGACUGGUUCAACUAGCAGUGUUAGUGGUUCCCAGGUUUCACUGGAUGGAUCCAGAGAAGACAACGCAUCUCCCUCACCCUCUAGUCGUUUAAAGAGAGAAAACAGUUUUGAAUUGAAGCUUGUUGAUGGAACAUCAUUGAACUCAAAGGAUAUUAAACGAUUGGAAAGCAGAGAAGAUGAGUGGAGGAAAAGAUUACAGAAAAAAGAAACUGAAAUGCUUAAGAGAAUGGAGAAAAAGGAAGAGGAGUUUAGAAUAAAAAUACUUGAGAAAGAAAAAGAAUGGAAGAAACAUGUUGAAAAACACGAGAAAGAAAAAGCCAAACUGGUUCAGGAUAGAUUGAAAGCUGAAAGUGUAAUAAAUUCCCUUGAAGUAGCUCUUAAUGAUGCUGGAGAAUACAAAAAAAAACUCUACAGUUUUCAAGAAAAUGCAGAACAAAUGGAAGGAUUUCAAACACAAGAAAUGGCCAAAAUAAAGCAUCUAUUACUUGCAAAAGAACAGGAACUCAAAGAUAAGUCUCAGCGUCUUAAAAAUGCAUGCAGAGAAAUAGAAAAUUUGAAAACUGAAUUAUCAAAGCUAAGGAGAUACGAAGAUGAACGAAAUAGCGUACAAGAUGAAAUGGAAUCGUUGAGGCAUUCAACACAACGUGAACGAGCUCAAAUGUCUAGUCAAUUAGCUCAAACCGAGGAAGAAGUACGCCAUCUCCGAGACAAAGUAUUCGUCCUCGAGCAAAGAGCAAUUGCGGCAGCUGAUCAAGUAACAGUCGAUGACCGAAUAGCUGACUUGAUGCGCGAGAGAAUGCUUCUAGAGCGAAAACUCGAGGAGACUCACCUCCACCUGUCAGAUAUCAAGACCAGCUGGUCUGGUAAAAUAUCGAGUCUAGAGACUCAAGUAGGCAGAUUGAGCAGGCAGGCAGGUGAAGAAGGUUUGGAAAGGAGACGAGUCGAGCAAGAAAAUGAUUCGUUGAAACAGAGAAUCAAGGAUCUCGAGGUCGAAAUCGAGGUGAACAAUGUCGUAAUGGUAACGAAAGAUGCUAAGCUUUUGCGUAUGGCUGAGGACAUUGACGAGAUGGCAACAGAGUUAAAAGAGCUCAGAGCCAACGUAGAUGAUGAGGUCGAGGAGUUCAAACGACAAGUCGAAAACUCGUCUCAGGAAAUCGAACAAACACAGUUACGUUUGGAAGAGGCUCAAAGCGCAAUUACAACGAAAGAAACUGAAUUAUGCGAAAUGAACUCGAAGUACGAAACGGAAAAAUCAAAAAAUUUACUUCUACAGUUAGAAAAUGAGAGAUUAAAAAGAGAAUUAGAAUCUGAAAAAGAAAACAAAACUAACAUAAAUAUGAGUUUGGAAAAAGAGAGAACUGAGAAGGAUUCUGCGUUACUUAGAACGGCGCAAAUUUCUCAAGAAAUUCAAAUUGCAAAACAAGAAACUAAAACUCAAGAGUUGGAAAAUAUGGAAUUACAAACGCAAUUGGAGAAUAUGGAGGAUAUUUUGAGAAAUAAGUGCAAAGAUGUCGACGACAUCACGAGAAAAUUGGAUGAUGCUUUAAAAAGGAUUGAAGAUUUUGAGCAAAUACAAUCUGAUACUGAAACUCUGCAAGGAAAUGAAAAAGCGUUGAAAACAAACUUGUCGGAUUUGGAAGAGCAGUUAAGUGAAAAAAAUAAGACCAUCAAGAUACUUCAACAGCGAUUAGCAGACAUGAAAAAAACUCUUCAGAGAGAAUUAAGAGUUCCUUCAUCUUCGCUAGAUAGCGAUGCUGAGCAAUCUGCGGCCAUUCUUAAUCCCAGUUCAUCAAAAACAGUUUCUGCCAAGCAAAACAAUGUGAAAGAAGAGGACGUCAAUUUUAAAUACCUCAAACAUGUUCUUAUUAAGUUUCUCACCAGUCGAGAAUACGAGGCAUUACAUUUGACGAGAGCAGUGGCGACGCUCCUACACUUUUCCCCAGAAGAGGAGAGACUACUGCAAGAAACGUUAGAAUGGAAAAUGUCUUGGUUUGGCACUAAACCCAAUCUGGGCAUUGGUCAAACAGCAAAAGCCAUUCCUCCAAGCUGAUAGUGGAUCACCUCUUAUAUUUAGCUUAACGGCAUUCUUCAAUUGUUAUCCACUCUUUCAAGUGAGAGAAAAGUAAUCUCGUAAUUGUGGCAAGAACAUAUCUCCGAUUGAUAGAGGUGAUAUGUUUGUGAUUGGUUAAAAAUUACAAUUAAAAUUUAGUAAACAGUUUAACGUGUUAAAUUGUUAUUUUUAUAAUAAGGAAAACCAUUCCAAUGAACAGUUUUCAUCAGUCAAUAUUGAACGUCGGUUGUUGCUUACAUAGCGUUUAGUAUGAUUUAUACUUUGAGCUCGCGCGAAUGAUAAAUAUAUAGUAAGUGUUUUCAGAUCAGUGUGCAGAUGUGUAACUUAUUAAUUAGUAAAGUUGAUGCAGUGAUAUAAUUUUUACUUAUUAAUUACUGUGAAAAUUCCAUGCCAUAAUUGUAAAUAUUUAAUGAAAAAUGCAUGAAAUGAAUUAUAAUUUUACUUCAUGGACAUUAUGUUAGCUAAUGUUGAAAAAGAAAAUUUUAUGCUCGAAAAUAUCAUAGUAUUAUAGAUAUAUAUAGGAAAAUUUUUAGAAAAAAUCUUUAUAGAGGAAAUUAACAAUACAACUUAUAGUUCUUUUUUCAGUAAUGUGCAGUGUCGCAUUUUCUUAGCUUUGAUGAUUGAAAACUAAUCGAAUAUCCUUUGAAAAGUUCAAAAAUAAGAAGAAAUGUGAUAUCAAUUAUUACUAUAAUAAAGUAGCAAAACAAAAUACUAUAAAGGAUUGUGUAUCAAAUAAAUACACGGACAUGAUUUAAAUCGAUCUUUAUUUACAUACAACAAAAAUGUCAACAAAUCACUCACAUUCAGUCUUACCUUACAUACUGUGAUUUUUCUAAUGCC